GGUGGCGCAGCCGCCAUGACGGGGCCUCGCUGCCCGCCCUCACGGCGGGGGCUCGAGGCUGUGAGGGGCGGGCCGGGCCGUGCCGGGGGGGCGGCGCCGCCGGGAGCCGGGAGGCGACCGAGGAUGGCGGCGGCGGCGGCGUCGCCGUCGCGGGAGCUCACGCAGAACCCGCUGCAGAAGACGUGGGAGCCCUACGACAACGGGCUGCCGGCGGGGCACAGCGCCCAGCGCGGCGUAUGUAUGACCAACUGCCCUACUCUGAUUGUCAUGGUGGGUCUGCCAGCAAGAGGAAAAACCUACAUCUCGAAGAAGCUGACACGAUAUUUAAAUUGGAUUGGAGUGCCUACAAAAGAAUUUAAUGUCGGUCAGUAUCGUCGAGAUUUGGUGAAGAAAUAUAAAUCUUUUGAAUUCUUCCUGCCUGACAAUGAAGAAGGCUUGAAAAUCAGGAAACAGUGUGCCUUAGCAGCGCUGAAUGACGUCCGACAGUACCUCAGUGAAGAAAAUGGGCACGUGGCUGUCUUUGAUGCUACAAAUACAACUCGAGAACGUAGAGAAACUAUUUACAAAUUUGGAGAAGAAAAUGGGUAUAAGACUUUUUUUGUGGAGUCAGUAUGUGUAGAUCCAGAGGUCAUUGCUGCAAACAUUGUGCAAGUGAAGCUGGGUAGUCCAGACUAUGUUGAUUGUAGUAAUGAUGAAGCAACUGAAGAUUUCAUGAAAAGGAUAGAAUGCUACAAGAACUCAUAUGAGACGUUAGAUGAAACUCUUGACAAGGAUCUUUCUUAUAUUAAAAUUAUGGAUGUUGGAAGGAGUUACCUUGUGAACAGAGUGAUGGAUCACAUCCAGAGCAGGAUUGUCUACUACCUCAUGAAUAUCCAUGUGACUCCUCGGUCAAUCUACCUCUGUCGACAUGGAGAAAGUGAACUCAAUCUGAAAGGGAGAAUAGGAGGAGAUCCUGGACUGUCCGUCAGGGGUAAAGAAUUUGCCAAGAGCUUGGCACAGUUUAUUAAUGAGCAAAAUAUCAAGGAUCUGAAAGUUUGGACCAGUCAGAUGAAAAGGACAAUUCAGACUGCUGAAGCUUUGGGAGUGCCUUAUGAACAGUGGAAGGUUUUGAAUGAGAUAGAUGCAGGCGUGUGUGAAGAAAUGACAUAUGAAGAAAUACAGGAAAAUUACCCACUCGAGUUUGCACUGAGAGACCAAGACAAAUACAGAUACAGAUACCCUAAAGGAGAGUCCUAUGAAGAUCUUGUUCAGAGACUGGAGCCAGUAAUUAUGGAACUUGAAAGGCAGGAAAAUGUGCUUGUCAUAUGUCACCAAGCUGUCAUGCGCUGUUUGCUUGCAUAUUUUCUUGACAAGCCUGCAGAGCAACUGCCUUACCUGAAGUGCCCGCUACAUACUGUCUUAAAGCUAACCCCAGUGGCUUAUGGAUGUAAAGUAGAAUCUAUAUUCCUGAAUGUUGAAGCUGUAAACACACACAGAGAUAAACCUGAGAAUGUAGGCGUGGACCGAUCGAGAGAAGAAGCUCUGAGGACAGUACCUAACCAUCUAUAGCUGCAGUUCCUGGUGGCAGCAGCCCUUCCUCCACCACGACAGCGUUAAGUAGCAGCUCGGGUCCCUGAGAGCGGAGACGGCGUGCUGAACGCUGAGCAAGUUGGAACAAAUGCGCCUCCCCUUCACUUUAAGACAUUUCGAAUGUGAUUCAGCUUCUUUGGAGGAAACCUGUAGUUCUGGUUAACUCCCAGUGCCGAAAGGUAUUGGUAAAAAAAAGAUUUAUAGAAGCAGAGUAAUGUUGGUUUUAGGUUUUCAUAUGUAAAUUUGCGCAGUUUCAGUAGCUUUUAUUGUUCAUCUGUGGAAUACUGCAAGAUGGCUAAUUGCCCGUGUCAAUUUUACUGUCAGAUUUUAACUAGAUUUUACUUUCUUUAAUGUUUUUGUAAGAGUUCCUCUUAUUUUUACUGUGAAUGGUUGCCUAGCAUUACAUGAAGAUUUUUUUUUGAUGGCGUAUUUAACAGGAGAAAUUCUGCAUUUUGAGCAUUGGAGGAUUCACGUUGCAAAACUACUUUAAAUUGGAAAGCUCAUCAGUCACGUCUUACAGUGAUCUUUGGUUUGCCAACCUCAACUUAAAUUUAUAUGGGAUGGGGAGACUUGCCCCUUUCUGCGGUGCUAGCAAGAUUUCAAUGUUUCCAGGAGCCAGAUGUAUUUAGAUCACAGUGGAGGACACUAUUAAGUAAUGGCUGUGGGAUGCAGGUGUGAGUACAGGAGAGCAGCCUCAGGUGGUGAAACUAGAAAGAGAAAUGCCCCUUCUGCUGUGGCCACAGGAGGAGCAGCUUUCUGAGACUGGGAGGUAGGGAAGAAGGAUUCAGAUUGCCAAGGCUGGAGAAGCUGCUUUUCUUACUAGUGCUAUGACUUUUUGGCAGUUUUUGGAAUGAAUUUCAACAUGUAUGAUUCUCCUUAUAGCCACAUCUAACAUGUAUAUCAGGAAACAGUACAGAAAGGUUAGGUGGCAUUUAACCUUUCUUACAGCUCAUGCAAGAAAAACUGCAGGUAAAUUCUGAAAUUGUUUUUUAACAAAGUGCACCUACCUUUUUUUUAAUUGUUUUUAAGCAACCUUCCACUAUAUAAAUUCUUUGCUGCUCUUUUAUAUUUCUCUGUGAAACUCCAGUGCUAAAAAUGGAAUUUUGUAUGUCUGUUGAGGCUACGACCCUCUAACUGUACUAAAUCAAUGUAUUUUGUAUGUGUUACCAGACAACUGAAGUGAGCUGCCAACACUGUUGCUGGCUCUUAGUUCUUGAAGUGAGAACUAUCUUUUUGUAGAUAGACCGUGCUUUUUUUUUUUUUUUUUUUUUGAUUUAAGGACUUUUCUUCAACUGAUUGAACUUUUACCAUGUACAUUGUUGAUUUUUUUUUUAAGAAACUUUUAUGUUUGUUUGCUCAGUUCCUGUGUGAAAUAAUGGGCCCUCGUAGUUUUGCAGGCAAGGGCUACGUUGUCUUCUGUUUGUGCAGGGUUUAUAAGAUAAUGUGCUGCUGUUGUGAUUUGUUUUAAUAAGCUAAUUUCAGCAAUAUGUUCAGCUCUGGAAGUAAGCCAUAUCACAUCGCUGGGUUCCAUUUCAGAAGAGGAAUGGGUAGGGCGUGAAAUGACCAGAAACACUUGCUUCAAGUGCUGCUGUCUAGAGCUUUGUGUGUGUGAUCCGUUAGUUCAGUAACGCGCAUUUCAGAUCUUUGUUAAUUCCGCUGUGUUCAUAGCUCUUAUCUGAGGAGAGAGACCACACAGCGCUACUCAGAGUAGUUAAUUUAUUGAUGCGUAGUAAACAAGGCCACCUUUGUGGCAAAAGUGUAGGAAUAACAUCCCCCCCCUCUGAUACCGUGCGUGCUUCGCGUGGGAAGCGGGGCAGUGCUCCAGGCAGCCCUCGCUCCUCCGAAGCUCUGCCAUCCAGCCAUGACCAGGAGUUGUCUGACAACUUUAAAUUGAAAGAGUCAGGGUUUCUUCUGAGUUACAGGCAACAGAUCCGGGAUACUGUAUCAGAAAAGCAGGGUUUUACUAUCAGGGUGUGAUACUUGAACCCGGUUGAAGAAAUGUGGAAGGAAAGGUUUCCCCUAGUGAGAGGGGAGCCAAAAGGCUGCCCUUCUGCACUGGCAAGCACAGCUGGAGGUGUCUCCCCUUUCUCCUUUUCUUUGUUUUACCUCUAAACUUUCAGAGGUGCUGUAAAAUUCCCUGAGGCUAAAUGUUUUAUGUAUAGUAGGUAUUUUUAUAGCCUGCUUUUGAAUAUACUGUGAUGAAUGUUUUACUAAGUGGGUGUUCAGUAAAAAGAGUUGUAUACAAGUGUAAAUAAACUGUUAUGCUGAUACUUGAAGAGAAAAAAACAUGAAGUUGUCUGUUCUACUUUAGGAAGGUACUUAAACCAUUGACUGCAUCUGACCCUUUCUAGCUGGUAAGAGCAAAUGUAGACAAUGAAUGUAAAUUUGAAGCAGUUCUCCCCAAUGCCUAACUACCUUUCUGGGGAGGCACUGUUAUGAAUGGCAGAUCAUCGUCCCUGUCUAAAAGCUGCGUCUGUCCUCCCUUCCUGUUCCUGACCAUGCAAUAUUGACUGAUCUGUCACCGAUAGGGGAGGUAAAAAUCCUUGUCCUGGCUUUGCAUAUUUAUACCCACGUGUAUUUUACUACCUUUUGACUGUUAGUACACUUGCUGGCUCAGAUGCAGUCUUUAGAAUGGGGUUAAACUAUCUUUUCUUACAGCAUUGGCCUUCGUUGUAAUCUUUCAGACAAAUGUAAUCAUUUGACAUUUGAUCCAAGUAAUAAAGAUCAAAUGCUACACCUUGCA
This is a messenger RNA of Anas platyrhynchos (mallard), 4312 nucleotides long. RefSeq names its product 6-phosphofructo-2-kinase/fructose-2,6-bisphosphatase 4. Gene Ontology annotation, biological process: fructose 2,6-bisphosphate metabolic process; fructose metabolic process. NCBI's taxonomy places the organism in Eukaryota, Metazoa, Chordata, Aves, Anseriformes, Anatidae. Gene Ontology annotation, molecular function: ATP binding; fructose-2,6-bisphosphate 2-phosphatase activity; 6-phosphofructo-2-kinase activity. The record is from RefSeq and is a predicted model, not a curated record. Gene Ontology annotation, cellular component: cytosol.